AUGGCGGUUACGCAAACCGAGAGCGCCCAGCUGGCGAGUCAGCUCGACGGCCGGGUGAUGGUCAUCCCUGACCUGCGCCGGAUGCUCAGCCACUGGCCGUCCGGGAGGAACAUCCACGCUCCCGACAUUGAGGUGUUGAUCAACGACCUUCUGGACAAGGAUGAUGCUCCUGCACAAGAUAUAGCGAAUAUCAGGGAGGCCAACCCGACGUUGCUUGCGUCCAGCCUCUGGCCAGACGUAUCAAAAGGAAAGCUCGGCACAUUGACGUUUAUGGUCCUCUGGCAGGGUAGGCUCGAUGACUACAUCGAGGCCCUCGAGUAUGAAAGCCAAGGCAAGGCGAAGGAGUUUCGCAGCAACGCCAAAGGGUACAUUGCGCAUUACCUUCAACUCUCAGAGCGGCCCACGGAGCCAGCGAUGACACCCAUCAUCUCGGAUUUCCAACCGGUUGCGAAAAUGAUAUGCCAGCAGUACAACAAAGAUCAGCGUCGGAAGUUGAAGACCAGCCUCUUUGAGUACAUUGAUUCAACGGUCCAGGAGAUACGCUAUAUCGACAGUGGUGAGGUGCCGACGGACCUCAAAUAUGACAUGCUUCGUAAAAGGACAGCGGGCACAGGCCCUCUUUGUGCGUUAGCAGAGUUCGCCUCAGGUCUGGAAUGGCCAUCGACCGUCUUUAACUCUCACCCGUUCAAGAUGAUGCUGCAGUCGGUCGCCAUCGUCGUUGGCCUGACGAACGAUCUGCUCUCUUUGCGAAAAGAGUUGCGCAAAGGGCGAACUCUCAGCGCGGUGCCGGUCCGCCUCUGGAACAACCCGGAUGGUGACUUGGAGGCAGUCGUCGGAGAGGUUGUCGAUGACAUCGAGAAGGCGAUCAGGCAAUUCGACAUUUGCGAACGCAGGCUCGUCAACCAGAGCCAAGCAGACAGCGAUACAACACGGCAGAUCGCUGCGACGCUCAAGACGAUUUUCUCGCAUCCAGUAGGUACAGUGUCGGCGAACCAGCUGCUGAUGGAAGUUUGA
This is a messenger RNA of Colletotrichum graminicola M1.001, 1014 nucleotides long. RefSeq lists its product as uncharacterized. The transcript is spliced from 8 exons. Lineage: Eukaryota; Fungi; Ascomycota; Sordariomycetes; Glomerellales; Glomerellaceae. The record is from RefSeq and is a predicted model, not a curated record. The coding region runs from base 1 to 1014 and encodes 337 amino acids.